CUUGGUGGCCCCGAAUGGGAGGUGCUACUUGGGAGAAGAGAUUCUACUACUGCAAGCUUGAGUGAAGCCAACAGCGACAUUCCCAGCCCAGCAUCGGACCUCAGCACUCUUAUAUCAGCUUUUGUUAAGAAAGGCCUUUCCACCAACGAUUUGGUUGCCCUAUCAGGAGGUCACACAAUUGGUCAAGCAAGGUGCUCCACAUUUCGAACUCGGAUCUAUAAUGAAACCAACAUUAAUCCCUUGUUCGCCAACUCACUGAAAUCCAAUUGCCCGAGCGUUGGAGGAGACAACAACCUUUCUCCUUUUGAUUUUCAAACUCCUGUAGUAUUUGACAAUGAAUACUACAACAGCUUAGUGAAUAGUAAUGGCCUUUUGCACUCUGAUCAACAACUCUUCAAUAAUGGCUCUACAGACUCUCAAGUGAGCUCAUACGUUACAAAUUCCGACAACUUUUUUGCAGACUUUGUUUCGGCAAUCCAGAAUAUGGGGGCUAUAUCCCCACUUACUGGUGGCCAGGGAGAGAUCAGGCUAAACUGUAGGGUCAUAAACUAAGAUAUAUACCGCUGUUAA
Molecule: messenger RNA, 570 nt
Organism: Phalaenopsis equestris
Lineage: Eukaryota; Viridiplantae; Streptophyta; Magnoliopsida; Asparagales; Orchidaceae
Product: cationic peroxidase 1-like
Exons: 2
Biological process (GO): response to oxidative stress
Molecular function (GO): peroxidase activity; heme binding
Source: RefSeq, a predicted model, not a curated record